CCCCCUCUCACGUGUCUUUGUUUUCAUGCAGUGUCACUGAGUCUCCUCCCUGCAUCCAGGCCUGGUACCCAAACCGACCAGCUGUAUACCCAGCACUGGUACCCCAACCAGCCAGCUGUAUACCCAGCACUGAUACCCCAACCGGCUGUAUAUCCAGCACUGAUACCCCAACCGGCUGUAUACCCAGCACUGGUACCCCAACCAGCCAGCUGUAUACCCAGCACUGAUACCCCAACCGGCUGUAUACCCAGCACUGAUACCCCAACCGGCUGUAUACCCAGCACUGAUACACACAGUCCAGACAUGGAAGACUCCCAGAUCUCUACAGAGUGUUCCUCUGGACCUCCGGAUUCAUUUACUCCACCUGAAUCACUAAGUGUCACUGUUGCUUUUAUUGGACCAAAGGGAUCUGGGAAAAGCACCCUUGUACGGGAGCUUAGCCAACAGGCAGAGCAGUUUAGUCCUGGGUUCCUGGAUUCAUAUUUCAAGGGAGAGGAGGGGUCUCACGGGGUCACCCACAAUCCCUACCCACCUUUACCUAAUGUGGCUCUCCUUGACUAUGCUGGGUACGAACCUAGUGACUCAAUCCCUCUUUACCUGGAUGGCAUUAAGUUAGCUACGGUAGACUGUGUGGUGGUGACCCUUGGGGAGUCUGUAACGGAUGCUGAUUUGCAGCUUCUCGAAGCCCUGAAGAAGCUUGGAAGGCCGUACUUUAUUGUCCAGACUCACACGGACCUUGCCUUGCACACACAAAAGAGACAGCUAGGGAAAAACUACUGGAGAGGCCAAGCACUUCAAGGGUUAAGAGACAGACUAGUGAGUCAGAUUGUAGAAACAGGGUUGCAGGGUAACAAUGUAUUCCUAGUGUCUUGUCUGGAACCUCAGAUGUUUGAUUUUUCAAUCAUGGUGGACUAUCUGGAAACAGAAAUUCUACAGUGGACACGGUCCGUGAAUUACACCCCUGAAUCCCAAUGCACGGAUCUGGUUGCACUGUUUGAAGUACCAUGUGAUAAAAUGGGACUGGCAGAGUUCUCUCAACAGCUCGUCAACUUCCUGGAUAACCCUCCUUCUGCGCCUGCUGUGGUAGGAGUGACUGGAGGUGAUACUGAUCGUAUUCUUCAUGCACUGUCUGAACCCCCAGUUUCCAGCUUUGUUCUGAGGUGCCUUCCGGGUCCUGGUAACCCACCACUGCCAUUGGAACAGUACAUAGACCACCUGCAAAAGGAAGACUGUGAUGUUUAUCUUAUUGUGGGCACGGGACUUGACCCAAGUUCCCGGGCCACACUUGUAGAAUCAUUGGUGACAGCGGGCAAACAUUGCAUGUUGAUUGGUGGAGAUGGCAAAUGGGUUAAAGAUCAGGAUGCAAACGUCCCAUUAGAACCUGGGAAAAGGGCAGGCCAUGAGGAUAGCGAUUUGCUAGGUCUGAGGCUUGCUUUAGAGAAAGGAGUACCCUUGUUGGUAAGAGAGAGGCUCUUGCAUUCCCUUCCGUCCAUUAUUUUGCAGCUGGUAAGGAGAGAGCGCAGAAAGCUAAUGAUGGGCAUAUAUGAUACCUGCCUGGAGGUUUGUAUGAAGGCAUCUGAUGGGAAUCUCCCAGAAGCCUUGACCUGUAUAGCCACAGUCCUCUCUAACUUCAAGGCCCGCUAUGGCCUCGAUGAUGAGGCUUUAGAACGUAUGGCUCAGAUAACAGGCUGUCCUGUAGAAGAUUUGCGAUCUGAAGUCCGGUGCCAACUAUUGCAUAACCCAAGUGAAGAGCAACUUCUCCAGAUGGUAUCUCUGCCUCUGUCUCUCUCCGCAUUAGUCUGGAGCUACAUCCCAUUACUAGGAGGAGACACCAUCCCCACAAAACUCUCACCAGAACGCAUGUACAGGCUUCUGGUCGAGAGCGUUUGGGGGAUGGCAGAAGACGCAGAAAGGGUGCUACUCCGAGGGUGUGCCAAGCGAAAAAUGAACCAAGAACACAAAUCUACUUGUCAUUGGCCCUGUGUGUGACCACUCUACAGUUGGUUCCAGUAUCUUCUCACAAUAUAGUCUGCAUGGCCACAGUUAGCACUCUGCAUAAUAUUAAAGUUUAAAAAUGCUAACACUAUAAUCGGAUUGUUAUCUGAUAAACAACUCUGCCUCUCUAACAUUUGGGAAAUUGUGUCAAUGUACACUGUUUCCUGUUGGCUGGAAUAAGGUACCCUGCAGCCAAUAGGAAUCUGGUGGUUAUCCGAUGCAAUGAAAAUUAGCAAGGGAUUCUGGAAUUCUUAUUGAUGCUCCUUUCGUUUAUAAGAGAUAAGCGUGUAUCUAGUAAUUGAAUAGUGAUUUGCCAUUGUGUGAAAUCCUAUUUAGCUUUCAGAGUUAAGUUGAUCCCAUAUAGUAGAAUCCAGUGUUAUUUUGUGAGAGAGGCCAAUUUAUGCUCAAUUAUAAAGUAACAAGAAGGAAUUGUUUUCUUUAUUUUUUUUUUAAAUCCAUAUCUCUUGCAAUUUUCGGGAUAUAAAUAAAUGCAGAGUAAAGCAUUUUCUUAUAGGAAACAGCGGAAGUCAAAUGUUGCAUCUUAUGUUUUAGCGUUUAGCUGGCCGCAACAAAACAAGCGUCUGUGAGAAGCUGGUAGUAGUUAUAGUUCGAUUUGCACUCAGAGACCGUCUUUUAGCCCUCAUUUAAUGGGACAGAUGUGCUUUGCAUGUAUACACUGCGCUACUAAUCUCAGAUAUUCUAUGAAUUAAUCUGUAUUUGCAGAGAAAAUCUAAAUUUAAAUUUUUACUUAAGCGGUCAGUAAGAGAGGCCCAGCAAUCUCAGACUAUCACUGCUGUACAGUUUGGACCAAACUGACAAUGGUAAUGCAGAAGUGUUGAAGCAACACUUUAAACACCAAAACUACUUCAUACUAAUGAAGUGGUUUUGGUGCAUAGGCUCUGUCCCUUUUUUUGUUACAAUAUAAAAGAAAUGGCAAUGUUUACAUUUGGGUAAAACCAGACUGCCAGCCACAGGAGGUGCCUACUCGCAAAGACCUUCAAAGAGCAAAAGUUGUCAUUUUUAGCAUCAACACCAGCAUGGUACCACCACAUGCUGUUAAUGAAUUCCAUGCUGCCUAUGAGAAGCAUCCAAAUUAGAAGAACGCAGUGAUUGCUACACGUACGCCAUUGAUCCCCAAUGUUUCUUUAUGAGGUGCAUUGGACUAGACCAGUGGUUCCCAACCCAGUCCUCAAGUACCCCCCUAACAGUCCAGGAUUUAUGGAUGACCCAGUUGUGUCUAAGGUGUUUUUAGAAAGAA
Messenger RNA from Pelobates fuscus (common spadefoot toad), 3253 nucleotides. RefSeq lists its product as uncharacterized. The coding region runs from base 304 to 1989 and encodes 561 amino acids. Gene Ontology annotation, molecular function: GTP binding. Gene Ontology annotation, cellular component: membrane. The record is from RefSeq and is a predicted model, not a curated record. The transcript is spliced from 3 exons. Lineage: Eukaryota; Metazoa; Chordata; Amphibia; Anura; Pelobatidae.